Molecule: messenger RNA, 2427 nt
Organism: Alternaria alternata
Lineage: Eukaryota; Fungi; Ascomycota; Dothideomycetes; Pleosporales; Pleosporaceae
Product: cleft lip and palate associated transmembrane protein 1
Exons: 2
Coding region: 273-2285 (670 amino acids)
Cellular component (GO): endomembrane system; membrane
Source: RefSeq, a predicted model, not a curated record
UUGCCGACUCAUGGUUGCAGUCCCUUGGAGAGCGGUAGACCCUAAAGGGUAUGCAGUUCGGUAAGCUGCAUGUCGUCACUGCCACCUGGGCCGGGAUCUCGCUGGCCCAUGUGGCUAGACCCUGAGCCGGGAUAGGCAGGCACGGACCUCUGGGAAGCGCCAAUUCCUCGGGAAGUCUCCAGGUUAUCUGUUCAGACCUCAUCGCGAGCCCAUCAUCCUUCUACACCUAGCAAGCUGCUCAAGACGGAAUUUCUGUUCCGCACGUUGCCACCAUGCCAGAGGCACAAGCAGCCGCCGCACCGCCUGAGGAGGGCAAGAGUCUCCUCAGGUCGAUCGCGCAAAGCGUAGGCAUCUUCUUGCUUAUUCAGGGUGGCAUGAAGUACAUCAUGCCAAAGUCCCCUCAGACCGCCCCCGCCGUCAACGAUGCCGCGCAAACUGGCUCCGUCGCUGCUGUCAAGCCGUCUGGCAAUGUCGUGAUUCCCGCGUGGGAACAGCGCCCACAAUCUCUCGAUCCUGGCGCGGAGUGGAGCCCCGUCCCGUAUGCUGUUGCGCCCAUGUGGCCUGCUGGCAUUGAGAUGGACAUCGCCAUGUACAUCUCCUCGUCCGUCGCCAUGCCCCCGCUCAAGUCGAUGCCCAAGGAAUCGCUAUUGAUUGACGAGAAGAACUUCAAAUUUGGAGAUUACAAGGACAACAGAGAGAUCCAUACUGAGUUCAAAGUUCCACGUGAGGUGCAACAUAAUGCCACUCUACUUGCUCACUUCUAUGUGGCGCAGAGCGGCAGUGUGCUCGAUCCCGCGCAGCCAGGCUAUGACACCAGCAAGGCCUAUCACUUCAUCCGCCCACUGUCCCAAUACCAGCCCAAAAAGAAGAUUGCGAAGACUAGGAACUUGCUGAGCGAUAUGCCCGAAAGAGACGCCGUCGAGACUGAAGAAGAGAAGAAUGCGCCAAAGAUCGUGGCUUCCUACUACCAUCCCAACUUCACCGUCUCUUUGAUCCCCGACGCGGGCACCAUGCAGUACGCCACCAUGCAUCCCGGUCCAAGGAGAUUCAUUACAAUUGAAGCCACUGGUGCACGAGAUCCGACUGGUCAACACAGUUGGUACUAUCCCAUCGUCUUCACAAACACUUUCUGGCAGCUCAAGAAGCACAUGAUUGAGCUGAACGACACUGUCACAACCCUCCCACUCAACGUGAAGCUCAACAACCUUGCCCACUGGAAAUACAACAUCUUCGCAGCAGUCGACGAAAACCUCAAUGCCAACGCCAGGGCAGCCGCUGCCGGUCAAUCCACCCCCGGAGGUGGCGAUGGCUCUGAGAUGGAGAUGUUUAAAGAGAUCCUCAUUGACAGCAAUUCAUACCUACUCGCCAUCACCGCAGUUGUCUCCGUCUUCCACAUGAUCUUCGAGAUGCUCGCCUUCAAGAACGACGUUCAGCAUUGGCGCAAGAAGAAAGACAAUGUUGGAACUUCAGUCCGUACUAUCCUCGCAAACGUCUUCAUGCAGGCCGUCAUCUUCCUCUAUCUCAUCGACAACAACGAGAAUACGUCUUACAUGAUCCUCUUUGGUCAGGGUAUGGGCAUGGCAAUCGAAGCAUGGAAGAUUACCAAGUCAGUCAAUGUGCGCAUUCGGCAAACAGCACCCGGCUCUCUGCUUCCUUACACCAUCGUGUUCGAGGACAAGCACGUCCUCUCCGAUACAGAGAAGAAGACAGAAGAAUACGACGCCAUCGCAUUCAAGUAUCUCUACAUGGUCGCCGUACCUCUCCUCAUCGCCUAUGCGAUCUACUCUCUCAUGUACGAAACACACAAGUCGUGGUACUCCUUCAUCAUCACCACCCUCGUCGGCUCCGUCUACGCCUACGGCUUCCUCAUGAUGGUCCCCGCUCUCUACAUCAACUACCGCCUGCAGUCCGUUGCCCACAUGCCCGGACGCGCCAUGACAUACAAGUUCCUCAACACCUUCAUCGACGACCUCUUCGCUUUCACUAUCAAGAUGCCUACUCUGCACCGUCUGGCUACUCUCCGUGACGACGUCAUCUUCUUCGUUUACCUGUUUCAGACUUGGAAGUACAAGGUCGAUUACAACCGUAUCAACGAGUUUGGACAGGGUGGUGAUGAAGAGGAGGUCGAGGAGAAGGAUGCCAACAAGCCACUCGCUGCACAUCCUGGCGGCGAUAAGAGCUUGAAGGUGCCUGACGCUGACAAGCUGGAGAAGGUGCAGAAGGAGAAGGCGGAAGCACAGGCGACAGGUAGCCAGAAGAAGAGCGGUGCUACCAAGAGGAAAUAGAGCUCUCCUUAAACAUGAGGCAAUAGGUCUUGUUUAGGAAACUUAAUAGCUAUACAGUAUCGUAUGAUUUGGUGAAACUCAUUAAGGAAAAUUAUCACUAUUAUCACUAUGUCUGUUAUCAGAAGCCUUGUUACUAAGAUGC